AUGGACAUCCUCGACGUGGCUUCAUCAGAGUUGUAUACUCUCGUCCGGUCUCUGGUGACAUCGCCAGUCUGCCAAGGUGUCCUUUUCAGCCUUUUGACCUGGCGGCUAUGGCGCUUCACCAUCAGUCCUACCCUCCAGCCUGAAGAUCCCAAGGAGGCUCCGUAUUGGAUCCCAUGUAUAAAUCAGCUAGGCAACACAAGGGAACCAUUCGCACUCACCCUUGCGGGGAAAACUAUGUACAUCAUUGCAGACCCGAAAGAUGCGGCAGAGCUCAUUCGAAACUCGCACAGUCUGUCUACGCUCACGACAGAACUGUAUACGAGGAUGGGGAUUCCACAGGCUGUUAUUGAACGGCUGUUCACCGUUUAUCCAGACGCACCGUUUAACGCGCGGAGCAAUGCUCGUCCCGUGCACGCGACAGACGCAAUGAUUGAGAUGUACCGCGCGCAUCUGUCUCCGGGUGCCCAGCUGGAUGAGUUCUUGGAGCGGGAUGUCACAAAGCGUAUUUUGAAUGCGUUCGCGAAGAUUCCUGGCCUGUUUAACAAGGGCAUCGUAGGCGCAUACUACGGAGACCUCAUCUUCAGCCUCAACCCAGGAUUCAUUGCGCAGUUUAUGGUUUGGGAGAAGGUGAAUUGGAAACUACUCUUUGGGCUGCCAAGUUUUCUGAGUGGCGACAUGCUCGCUGCUAGGAAAGGGCUGGUCGAUGGCUUCGUUGCAUACUUUGCUCUUCCACGUGCGGAGCGCGGGCACGAGAAUUAUUGGGUAAAAGGCGUGGAGGACUCCCUGCGGUGGCUGAAUGUCAGCAAUGAAGAUAUUGCGAGGAUAUUUAUGCUUCAGACCUGGGCGAUCCUAGGCAACAUGUACAAAAUGACAUUCUGGCUUGUCGCGCAUAUUCUGCACGACGCGGCCCUCGUUAACGCCAUAACCGCUGAGGUCCGGCCGGCAAUCGAGAUCGACCACCACUAUCUCUCAGAACAGUGUCCCAAGCUGGACUCGCUCUUCAGCGAGGUUCUGCGGCUGACCUUGACGGCCCCGAUGGCGCGCGAUGUAUCUGAAACAACGACCGUUGGGGGCCGGCGACUACGUGAAGGGAACAGGGUUCUGGUCCUCUACCGCCAACUCCACCUCGACCGUGCAACAUGGGGUCCAACACCGCAAACGCUCCAGCCUGACCGUUUUUUAAUCGACAGUGGGCUCAAGUCCAGCAUCGCAUACCGGCCGUGGGGUGCAGGAAAGCAUAUUUGCCCCGGGAGGUUCUUGGCAAGAAGCGCAGUUUUUACGUUUGUUGCAUAUUUGCUUGCCGGGUUCGAAGUUCGUUUGCGGGAGACUGGGACUGGGAAGAGCACCAGGAGUGCUUUCCCAAUGGCAGAUAUGUCGAGGCCGUCGCCCGGAAUCGCAAACAUCGCGGAUGGGGAGGAUGUCUUGAUAAGUGUGAUACGGAGGGAUAGGUCUUCGUAA
Molecule: messenger RNA, 1458 nt
Organism: Aspergillus nidulans FGSC A4
Lineage: Eukaryota; Fungi; Ascomycota; Eurotiomycetes; Eurotiales; Aspergillaceae
Product: protein CYP659A1
Exons: 6
Coding region: 1-1458 (485 amino acids)
Biological process (GO): secondary metabolite biosynthetic process
Molecular function (GO): heme binding; oxidoreductase activity, acting on paired donors, with incorporation or reduction of molecular oxygen; iron ion binding
Source: RefSeq, a predicted model, not a curated record